Papaver somniferum (opium poppy) is the source of this 1405-nucleotide messenger RNA. RefSeq names its product probable RNA-binding protein ARP1. Lineage: Eukaryota; Viridiplantae; Streptophyta; Magnoliopsida; Ranunculales; Papaveraceae. Bases 338 to 1081 code for a protein of 247 amino acids. The record is from RefSeq and is a predicted model, not a curated record. The transcript is spliced from 6 exons. Gene Ontology annotation, molecular function: RNA binding.
UUCCUCAGCGCCUGUCUGUCUCUCUUCUGUUCUUCUUCUUUGGCCUUUAUAAAUUUAUGUUUUCUUUUUCCAACCUGUUGCAAUCUCUCCUCUCACGUUCUCACCUUAUAAAACUUUUUCUCUCUAAUCUUUCCCACCCCCUUCUACAUACAACACAUAUCAUCAUCUGAUCUGUUCUGGUAAUUCAGUUAACCAAGUUCUCUCCACUAUUCUAUAUAUCUCAAUUUUACAAGAUACAUGUGUAGUUAACUAGCUAGCAAGGGUAGUUUUCCUGUAAGAUAUCAUCAUAUACAUAUAUAGAGUGAGAUAUUCGUGUUUGAUCAUUGCUAAGUAAGAGAUGACAAUGAGUCCUAUCAUCAACAACAUCGUUGGACAGUUUGGAGAUACAACAUUAACAAAAGUAUUUGUUGGUGGAUUAGCAUGGGAAACACAGAAAGAAGCUGUGAGAGAACAUUUUGAGAAAUAUGGUGAUAUCUUAGAAGCUGUUAUCAUUUCUGAUAAAAUUACUGGUCGAUCCAAGGGUUACGGCUUCGUCACCUUUAAGGAGCCAGAAUCAGCUAAGAAUGCUUGUGAAGAUGCCACACCUGUCAUCAACGGACGUCGAGCAAAUUGUAAUCUAGCUUCACUCGGUGCACGACGACCUCGCUCAACUCCGGCUACUCCUCCUCCUGUUAUAUCGCCACAAGGAUCUAACGUUGGACCGAGAUCCACCUCAGCAGCACCAGCGAAUCGGAUACAGUGGUAUUACCCAGCCGGUACUCCGGCUACACCUUAUCAUCACCAACACGCUGUUCCUUAUCAUCCUUAUGCGUACUCUCCAGCUUACAUGGCUGCCGAUUACAACCCGAAAGCAGGGUCCUACGUGAAUGGGCAUUUCACUCGGGUGUAUCCAGGAGGACAUGGUAUGGUGAGUGCAAACACAAUGAUGCCUGUUUAUCCAUACUAUCAGUACCACCACCAAACACAAAUGGGAGUUCCUGCUGCUCACAUGUAUCCUUCCGCGACAGCAGCUUCAAUCCCAACUAUCAUCUCUAAGCCUCCUUCCAUGGCUCCUAAUUCAGUUUGUUUGGCUGUGGAAUAGGUAGAGUACCUGCAGGAUGCAGGUGAAAAUUUUGAGAGACGGCAUAUGUGGAAGCAAAUAACAUAAGGCUGGUGAGAGGAUUUGAUCAGGAUAACAUCAAUAUCAUGUGAUGAUCCGGGGUCCCUCACCCAUUAUUUUCCUAUCAUUUUUUUUUUUCCUUUUUGGAUUUUUUUUUAGGGAUUUGUUAAGAGAUUCAUUACUUUCUCUAACUCUGCAUCUCAAAUCGAGAAGCAUUUAGAAAGAAAACAGGAAGAACAAAAAAAAAAAAAAAAAAUGUAACAGAAGUCUUUUUGUUUACCCAUGUUAUUUAAUGGUUAACCUUUA